Komagataella phaffii GS115 is the source of this 195-nucleotide messenger RNA. RefSeq lists its product as hypothetical. The coding region runs from base 1 to 195 and encodes 64 amino acids. The record is from RefSeq and is a predicted model, not a curated record. NCBI's taxonomy places the organism in Eukaryota, Fungi, Ascomycota, Pichiomycetes, Pichiales, Pichiaceae. The transcript has a single exon.
AUGUCGUGCUGUUGUAUCAAUAACCUGGCUCUUGAGGAUGUUGUCGUUGCCCUUAAAAUCUGUCCUGUGAUCUCAGCAUUUCUUGGACGACACCCACACCCCAGAAAUUCAGCAUUUUAUCGGCUGUUGAAGGAAAAAUUCAAAGUUCAAGUUGUUGCGCAGCUGUUGGGUGUAGCACAUUCUUUUGAAUACUGA